AUGUCCUGCCAGCAGAACCAGCAGCAGUGCCAGGCCCCUCCCAAGUGCCCCUUACCCAAGUGCCCUCCAAAAAGCCCAAAACAGUGUCAGCCUGCAGCCUCUUCCUGCUGUGCUACCAGCUCUAGUGGCUGCAGUGACCCCAGUUCAGAGGGCGGCUGCUGUCUGGGCCACAGGCACCACAGGUCCCACCGAUGCCGGCGUCGGAGCUCCAGCUCCUGUGACCAUGGCAGUAGUCAGCAAUCUGGUUGUGGCCACAGCUCUGGGAACUGCUACUGA
Castor canadensis (American beaver) is the source of this 276-nucleotide messenger RNA. Its product is annotated as late cornified envelope protein 3B-like. Gene Ontology annotation, biological process: epidermis development. NCBI's taxonomy places the organism in Eukaryota, Metazoa, Chordata, Mammalia, Rodentia, Castoridae. The record is from RefSeq and is a predicted model, not a curated record.